AAUUCUAGUCACUGCAGGUGUCAGUCCAAGUGAUAAAAAAACUGGUAGGAACUAGGAUUAUAUUAAUACUAUACAUUAUAUUAUGAAAAGAAUGUACAUUGUCUGUGUCAACAUUAGCCAACAAUCACUGUCCACUGAAUAACACAAUAUUGAACUAAUCAAAAUAUAGUUAAUAGUGACAAUUAUGGAAUAAUAAAUAAUAAUACAAUUAUUUGUUUUUAUUAAACUCGUAAAUAUCAUAGAGAAACACUAUACUCAAUAAUAUAUAUAUAUAUAUAGAUUUAAGAGAUUAUUUCAGAAUUCUAUAUUUAUUACUAUUUACUACAAAAUGAAAAAACGACAGACAACUGAAUCUGAUGGUUUUGAAGAAUGGGGUGGAUACAUGGAAGCAAAAAAGUCUAAAUUAGAAGACCAAUUUAUGAUGAAAGCAACUAGCUCAGAAAACAAAGUGAAGAGCCAAAUAUUUAAAGGAAUUUCUAUAUUUGUCAACGGAUAUACUUUACCUUCUACCGAGGAGCUUAAAUGUAUUAUGAUGGAAAAUGGUGGUAUUUACCAUCAUUAUCACAGGCCCGGUCUUACCACACACAUUAUAGCAAGUAAUUUACCUAAUGCAAAAUUAAAAUUGCUUAAACAGUAUAAAAUAGUAAAGCCUGAAUGGAUAUCUGAAAGCCUCAAAGAAGGGAAACUUCGAAAUUAUAGAGACUAUUUACUUUUUGUUGAUAAAGUAGAUCAACCAAAAAUAGAUUUUCCAAUGCGUGCCAAAAAUGCAUCAGAACCAUCAUUUUUGUCAGAGUUUUAUAACAAUUCCAGAUUACACCUUAUAUCUACCAUGGCUACAACAUUUAAGCAACUGGUAAUUGAAACACGUAAACUUAAUCAAACUACAUAUCCUGGAAGGUUACGAUUAAAAAAAUGGGUAGAAUGCAAUGAAGCACCUGAAUUUGUAUCAGAAAACAUAGAUUAUGGUCGAGUAAUUAUGCACAUAGAUAUGGACUGUUUUUUUGUAUCUGUUGGUCUAGUAGAAAGACCCGAAUUACAUAAUAUGCCUGUGGCCGUCACACAUGCUAAAGGAAAUUCAUCUUUUAAAAGAUAUGGUGUUAACCGAGAGGCAGAAUUUAACUUGUACAGCAAACGUUGGAAAGGAAAUGAUACUGAUAGUGAUGAGAAUGAAGGAGAAGAAACAAAAAGACUUCCAUUAACUACUAAAAGAGAUGGUAUAAAUGACACUGAUUCGAUGGCUGAAAUUGCCUGUUGUAGCUAUGAAGCUAGAAAAGCAGGAAUUAAAAAUGGCAUGCUAGUAGGUCAAGCAUUAAAAAUGUGUCCUGGACUAAAAUUGAUACCAUAUAAUUUUGAAAACUAUAAAAAAGUUGCCCACAUUCUAUAUACGCACAUUAUGAAUGAUUAUACACUUGAUGUUGAAGCAGUUAGCUGUGAUGAAUUAUAUUUAGACUGUACACAAAUUUUAGAAACCACUAAAAGUUCACCUCUUCAACUAGCAACUUUCCUACGUAAAGAAAUAAAGGAAAAAACUAACUGUCCAUGUUCUACCGGCAUUGGUCCAAACUGUCUUCUAGCUAGGUUAGCUACCAAGAAAGCAAAACCUGAUGGUCAAUUAUAUGUGGAACCGGAUGCUUAUAUGGACUUUAUGACUAAUAUUAACAUCUCCGACCUUCCAGGUGUAGGAAGGAAUUUGAGUCAUAAGCUUUCUACUCUAGAAAUAAGCACUUGUGGUCAAUUGAGAGCUUUGUCACUUCAAACACUUCAGUCAGAAUUUGGAAAUAAGAUAGGGCAAUCAUUAUACAAGUAUUGUCAUGGUGAAGAUGAUCGAAAGCUUAAUUAUGAUUAUCGACCAAAAUCAGUCUCUGCUGAAGUAAAUUAUGGCAUUAGAUUUAGAAACCAAGAAGAAUCAGAAAAUUUUAUUAAACAAUUAUGUGAAGAAGUUGAGAAGCGAUUAGAUGAUGUGGAAAUGAAAGGGAGAACAGUGACACUAAAGUUAAUGGUACGUAAUGCUGAAGCUCCUAAAGAAUCUGCAAAAUUUUUAGGUCAUGGGUUUUGUGAUCAUGUAACUAAAUCAAGUCCAUUAAUUAAACUAACAUCAGACUCUAAAAUCAUAUUUCAGACUGUAGUCAAAAUAAUGAAUCAACUAAAAAUUGAUCCGACAGAAUUACGUGGAAUAGGAAUUCAAAUUAAUCGUUUAGAAAGUCGUACAUUAAAAAGAUCUGGUCGGAUUGAAAACUUUAUAUCAAACAUGAAAUUCCUACCAAAUCAUACUUCCCCUGGUAUUGAUGCUAACUUGGUAGUUAGAUUACCAAAAUUGACUGAAGCAAAUGCAAUCCAUAACUUACCAAGUGAAGCUAUGAAAAACACUGAAUUGAGUAACAAUAGCAAAUCAAAAAAAAUUGUUGAAUUUUUCCAACCUAAAAACUACAAACCAGAUAGUGAAGUGCAAUCAUUAACAGUUUCACAAUCAAAAAUAAAUAUUUUGAAUAACAUAAGUAAAUCUCAAGUAGAUCCAUUAUUUCUAGAAGCGUUACCAGAAGAUUUGCGUUUGGAGUUAGAAAAUGAGUUAAAAUAUCAAGAACAAACACAUGUUACUGAAACCAAUGAAAAAAACGUAACUACUAUCUCUGAAGAAAGUUCUAGACUAUAUCAGCAAGUUCAUAUUGAUCAAAUGAAAGAAUUUAUGGAAGAAUGGGUAUCGACUGAACACGAACCUAAAGACUGUGACAAUAUAAUGGUUUCUGAAUAUCUAUGUAGUCUAAUAAAAGAUACUCGGACUACAGACGCUUAUGAAUUAUUAAGAAAGCUCUAUAGAUUAGUAAAAUGUAAAGAACAAAUUACUUGGAAACAAAGUUAUUUUAACAUUAUGAAAAACGUACAAGAAACUAUGUUAAAACUGUACAACGCAAAAAUGAAAGUAGAAACAUUAUUUUAAUAAUUUUUUUGUGUUUUUCCGCAUUAAUCAUUUUAUAAAAUAUAUUUAACGCAACAGUUUGUUAUAUUAUAUAAUAUAAAACAGAAGAUAAUAUAUAAUAAUAAAUAGUACAGAACAUGAUCACUAUUUAAUAUAGAUACUACUUUUCUACAGUUAUAAUACCAAAUAGAAACUAUAUUUAAUAAAUAGUUGUUGGACUAUGGUUGGUUUUAAGUACAAUUUAACAAAUGUAGGUAGCCACGUUUCCAAAGAAGGUCCAUAGGAUUGGAAAUGUGUAAAUGUGUAGUAGCCGAUUCUAACCAAAAAUAAUGCCAAGCCUUAAUCAUAAGGUAAAAAACUAAAUUGGUUUUUACAUUGACAACUAUAUUCUUUACUCGUUUUCUCCAACAAUCAACUAUGUGUUUUUAUAAUACAGAAGUGCACAUA
This is a messenger RNA of Adelges cooleyi (spruce gall adelgid), 3361 nucleotides long. RefSeq names its product DNA repair protein Rev1 (gene Rev1). Gene Ontology annotation, biological process: error-prone translesion synthesis; error-free translesion synthesis. Gene Ontology annotation, molecular function: deoxycytidyl transferase activity; damaged DNA binding; DNA-directed DNA polymerase activity. The transcript has 11 exons. NCBI's taxonomy places the organism in Eukaryota, Metazoa, Arthropoda, Insecta, Hemiptera, Adelgidae. Gene Ontology annotation, cellular component: nucleus. The coding region runs from base 329 to 2935 and encodes 868 amino acids. The record is from RefSeq and is a predicted model, not a curated record.